Drosophila mauritiana is the source of this 1596-nucleotide messenger RNA. RefSeq lists its product as uncharacterized. The transcript is spliced from 6 exons. NCBI's taxonomy places the organism in Eukaryota, Metazoa, Arthropoda, Insecta, Diptera, Drosophilidae. The record is from RefSeq and is a predicted model, not a curated record. Bases 63 to 1511 code for a protein of 482 amino acids.
CUUCCAUCUUCUACGUGCAACAAAGAAGUUCCAGAAAUAAGCAGGAAUAAAAGUUUGCAAAAAUGAGCGCUGCAAAAGGGGAGGGAAACUUAGUUCCCACAGUGAGAGAAGUGCAGCAAAUGCUUGCCGACAUCCUGGGCCAUGGCGACGAUAUAACCUGGGAUCUAAUAUCGUCGGGUCAAGAAAACAUUUUGAAGGCAAAGUUGUCUCAGCUGCAUUGCGAGUCUAACAUGUUUCGUUCGAUUUGGAGUUAUAGAAAAUACUCCAAAGGACAGUCACUCACGUCCUUAUUUUUUGUGAUGCUUGUGGAUAAUGUCUAUGAUUCCAAGAUGGCCGAAGAAAGUAGAUCCUGGCGCCUAUAUCCGGUGUUUCGAUGCCGUCGAUGCGUGGAUGAAACUGGGCACUCCAGCAACGUUGACUGUUGCAUGUCAUAUGUGUCACAGUACUCAAUAGCUGAUUCCUGGAAACGAUUUGUGACCCAUACGAGCUUUGGCGCAGGUAUAAUGGUCACCCCGAAUCUUGGAGUCUACAAGCAAAUCGAUGGUCGCGUUGAGCUAAAAACGUAUUCUACCACUCAGAUGUGUUACCCAAAUAUGGAAGAUAAGCCAAUAACACCCGAAUCAUUGAAAAAAGCAUCCAGAAUGACUAUUAAACAGAGAAAAAUCAUUAUACAAUCAGAUCCAUUCAUGGUUUUCCCUGAAGCGGUUUACGACUUCUGCGCCGGUGAAAAGAUGCUUUCCUCGAUUUUGAAUCCUCAUGGUUCUCCACAACCUGGUGAUGUGCCUAGACUAUCCGAUUCCUUAGUAUUAUUUACGAAUAAUCUUAACAACUUACGCCUUGGAUCGCUGAUGAACAGUAUCAAUAAUGAUCCUAGCAUCCUUGGUAAUCAGCAACGAUCGGCGUGGGAUAAGAUUGCUGAGGAAUCAAUUAAAAUUGAGGGUAAUGUGAAUCUCAUUCGUAGUUGCAAUGGAGUGCCCCCAAAAGCGGCGCUAGAUAAAAUAUUUCAGCACAUUGACAACAAGAGAAAGAAAUCAAAAAAACGUAUGGAGGCUGAAAACCCAGAAAAUACUCAAAAUGAUCUUUCAGAAAAUGGAUCUAUUAAAAUCAAGGGACAUGAUAUAAACCUGAGAGAAUACGGAACCCAACUCAAGGAACAUAUUGCAAACUCAGAGAGCUUCGACAUUUUGAUAAGUAGCAUGUCAGAGCAUUUGGAAGUAGACACUUUCAAGCUUAUAAUGGAGCUAACGCAAACAUUUGUGGAAACUGUGAGGGAGGAGAUGUGCCAAACACUGAAGUAUUAUUUUCCCACCGAAUCCAUUAUAUAUCAGAUAAUACUGUGCAUAAGUAAGCACCAUCCAAAGUGGGACUUCAAUGAAAUUGAAGAGCAUUCGUCGGAUAUUUUAAGGCGCGUACGAAUGUUUUUUGUCUCUACUGGACCGAAUCCCUACGCUGAAUUUUUAAAGAAAUGUGAAGUGUGUGCUGGAUACUAUGACAUAUGCAAAUUGACUUAAAACAAUAUUUUGUAUUACUUUACCUUAUGUGAAUUCCACUGCCUUACGAUCAUACAAUAAAAUAAUAAUAUAAUAAUAAUAAUAA